CCAAGAACGCCAAAGCGGCUGCCCGCGGCUCCGGUCAGCCCGGCCCAGACACGUUCUCCGAUGUUCGCGCGCACGGACGGAAUGGCGUCACCUACGAGAGGGUUGCGAGAACCGAGCCGAUCCUGGCACCUACCUUCGACGCGGCCUUCGCUCGCUUGCGCAAUCUUUUAGGUGAAAAGAUCCAGUCCAUUUUACAAGAUUCGAAAAUUCGCGCCAGUUUGCUCGAUAGCUCGCAGUCGCUUCUCGGAGAAUGCCUGCCGACUUCUCGCCUCUAUCUCUGUCUACCGAUCUUAGCGAGCAUUAGCGAGAGGUUAUGUGUCGUGGAUCCGAUUCGGUCAGGAAUCAGUUUGUCUUUUCUCUGUAAUUGGGGAUCGACAAUUGUUAGGAAAUUGGCAGAACAUGGCGAACACCGUUAAGCACGGAACCGAGUUGGCGUUAUCGAUGCUGAGGUCGCUGCCCAGAGUGUGUCUUUCAAAUAUUCGAGAUAAUCCAGGAUCAAAGAUCACCAGAAAAAGAGGAAGAGGUCAACACAGAGGGGACAAGCACGGUGCUGGAAACAAGUCCGGUCAGCGUCAAAAUUAUAUGCGACCUGGAUACGAGACCGGGAAUACUCCUUUCUAUCUUAGAUUUGGUUACGAGCCUUAUUAUAAAGGACAUCACUUAAGGAGAGAGUAUCCUCCCAUGUCUUUACGAAACUUGCAAAUGAUGAUCGAUACAAAUCGUUUGGAUAUUAGUAAACCGAUCGACUUAACCGCGAUAGUACAAACAGGAUUGUACGAAAUAUUACCCGACCAGCGACAAGCUGGUAUUCAUUUAACCGACGAGGGUGAAGAUUUGUUUAAAGCAAAAAUUAACAUAGAGGUUCAAUGGGCAACCGAACCAGUAAUUGCAGCUAUCGAAAGAAAUGGAGGUGUCAUUUCAACGGCGUAUUACGACGCACAUUCUCUGUGUGCCGUUAUCAAUCCUGAAAAGUGGUUUAAGAAAGGUGAGCCAAUACCAAGAAGAUUAUUACCACCGAUGGAUUGUUUAGAAUUUUACUCGAGUGCUGCAACUCGAGGUUACUUAGCCGAUCCAGAAAAGGUCUCUCAGGAAAGAUUUAUCUUAUCUCAGAAGUAUGGAUAUUUUCUUCCAAAAAUUGAAGAUGACCCUGAUUAUGAAAUGUUGAUUAAACGGAAAGAUCCACGUCAAAUUUUCUUUGGUCUCGAGCCAGGUUGGGUAGUCAGCCUCAAGGAUAAAGCAAUUUUUAAGCCAAAGGCUGAAUAUCUCAAAGAAUUUUAUGCGAGUUAAUUGAUAUGUAUAAAAGGGACAAUAAAUUAUAUAACUUCUCCCAUAUACAGUUUACAUUAUAAUUAAAUCUGUAGUAAAUAUAAAAUUGUUUAAUAAAGUGCUUUCCUGAGUA
This is a messenger RNA of Orussus abietinus, 1399 nucleotides long. RefSeq names its product 39S ribosomal protein L15, mitochondrial (gene mRpL15). Gene Ontology annotation, cellular component: mitochondrial large ribosomal subunit. The record is from RefSeq and is a predicted model, not a curated record. Gene Ontology annotation, biological process: translation. Bases 400 to 1287 code for a protein of 295 amino acids. The transcript is spliced from 5 exons. Lineage: Eukaryota; Metazoa; Arthropoda; Insecta; Hymenoptera; Orussidae. Gene Ontology annotation, molecular function: structural constituent of ribosome.